Molecule: messenger RNA, 4022 nt
Organism: Teleopsis dalmanni
Lineage: Eukaryota; Metazoa; Arthropoda; Insecta; Diptera; Diopsidae
Product: transcriptional regulator ovo-like
Exons: 4
Coding region: 610-3921 (1103 amino acids)
Biological process (GO): regulation of transcription by RNA polymerase II; epidermal cell differentiation
Cellular component (GO): nucleus
Molecular function (GO): DNA-binding transcription factor activity, RNA polymerase II-specific; RNA polymerase II cis-regulatory region sequence-specific DNA binding
Source: RefSeq, a predicted model, not a curated record
AUAACAUAGGGAUUUUAAUUGUUGACAUGUUUCACGCUUUUUAUUUUACACUAAAUUUAUUUAUUGAUUUAUUUGCCUAUAUCUAUUUAGUUUUAAUAGCUUUAAAUCUACAAAUCACUCACAAAUUAAAAAUUUAAAUUUUGUGCAUUUUUGCCGACUGCUUUUUAAGAAAUUACAGAUCACACCCAAGUUAUACAAAUAUAAAUAUUUCUGAAAUUGCACUUUUUAUUUAUUAUAUGUAUACAUACACACCAUUUCCAUCCUUUUUUUAUUAGAAAAUUUUUGAAAUUUUUAUAAAUUUAACAUCACCGACACCUUUUUAGUACUAAUUCAAAUUUGAACUGCUUGCCACUAUUUAAUAAACGCAUCUCUAUUAUGUCAAAAAUGUUAUUCUGUCACUGACAAUGCAUUUGCAGCUGUUAAAUCAAUAACAUUUGAUCUGUUACAAUUUCACAUUGUUUGAGUUGAAAUUCAAAUUAGAAGUUGUUAGGUCGCAAAUGCCGUUCUUAAAUCCGUUCAUCCCAAGUUUAAUAACAAUUUUUCUGUUACUUGGAAAGUGUCUAACGUGUGACUUUAACUUUUGUUUAAUUUCUAUACAAAUAUGUAAAAAUGCAGUACAUAAUUUGUUUUAAGAGAAAUGAUGAAAUAAAAGAAGUACGAAGCAGCGAACUAUUUGUUCGACUGACGCCACAUAAGUUCUUAGAACAGGCUUCCAUUGCCAAGCCAUCGCUGGAAGCUGGUAUUGCUGAAAAAAAUUGUAUUUUAAGAGACUGCAAUGAGGAUUCUAGUGAAUCUCAUCGAUUAAAUUCACCAAAGAAAACCGAAGAGGAGAGCGGAGUAGAAGAAGAGCAGGCGCAAAUCAAACCGCGUUUUAUCUCAUCAAUAUUAGGUGGUAGUAAACCCUAUACGGGCUCUAUUGUUUUAACACAAGCACAGCGCAAGGAAUAUCCCGUGGAAAUUGUUAGUCGAGGUUUUGCUAGCAAUUUUAGCGAUGAUAGUGAUAGCAAUUCAGACUCUGAUUCGGACGGUUCAAAGCUUAUUGUAGAUGAAAAACCUUUACUGCCCGAAGAGAAGCCUUUAUCAUUACGUGUACGCAAAACACCACCACCAUUAGAAAAACGCCCAAGUCCUCCCCCACCACCAGAGCCAGCUGUACGCUGUAGUGUUAUACAGCGUACACCAAACACUGUUGCGCAAACGCACAGACAACAAGAACACGAAGUUUUAUUGCCAGUUGGUGCAUUUGAACAUCUUGGUCCCGAACAACAAGAACCUCUUGAUUAUCACGUACCAAAGCGACGUACUGCUUCGAUCGAAAGUGACGAAGAGCAAGCAGAAUUCUUGAACGCAAGACGACAAGAACGUGAACGUCGGCUUCGUGAGGCACGUCGUCGUAGCGCAAUAUUAGCCGCACGUGCGGUCUUAGCACAUGCACGCUUGAAUCCUAGGUUCGUGCGUAGUUUAUCAGGUAUAUUCUCUGCAGCCGCUGGUCACGGUCGCACGUCAUCCACUGGUGCUGGACAAGGUUUCCAAAAUAGUGGCGGCUUUGGUAAUAGCAGCGCAGGCGCUAGUAGUAAUCAAAGCCCAAGUGGCAGUGCAGGCUCACCAACAGGUUUUGGUGGCGCGCUCGGAGGUAGUGGUAGUGGUGGAGCCGGAGGUGGCAUGGGCGGUGGUAGAGACGGGCGUAGCAAUUACGGACCAAACUCACCACCAUCUGGAGCAUUACCACCAUUUUUUGAAAGUCUUAAAAACAACACAAUGAAUUCCUCAUCGUCUGCUUCGUCGCAUCUAAACACAAAUCCCAAUAUAUUGAUACAAAAUGCUGCAGCAUAUUUAAUUUCGGCAUCGAACAAUGGCAACUGCAACUCUGGGUCGCAGCAGGGUGGUUUUGGUAAUUGUUGCAGCUCAGCUGAGAGCGCCAAUUCACUUAACAGUAAUAAUGUUGAAAAUUCGGUUUAUCCAAAUGGUCAGUGUAAUAAUAAUUAUUCCAUGCAUUUACAAAAUGCUAAAUUUCAUAAUUCUUUUCAUUCAAACCAUCAUCCACAAUACGGUGCUAAUCCCACAGAAUACGGCAUAAUACUAAAGGAUGAACCUGAUAUUGAGUACGAUGAGGGCAAGAUUGACAUUGGAGCUUUCGCACAAAAUAUUCUACAAGCAACUUUGGGAAAUCCAAAUAACUUCAAUGCGGCAAACUAUGAUGAUGAAAUUAUGUCAGACUUAGCAAACACACAGGGUCAUAAUGGUACAGUUGAUCCACUACAAUUCACCGGUACAUUGAUGUUAUCACAAAACGAUCAGUUUCUCGAUCAACUCGAUGCAGUCGACUUGAGUUCAUUCUUACAACGUGGCUGCGGAGGUGAUGAUGAAAACUCAACAAGCCCACGACAAGAGUUUGAAUUGACAUCUACUCCAUCACUUACACCAGAUUCUGUCUCUAUUACACCAGUCGAUAACAACGCUACAAACAACCUGAAUUCAUUUCAUGAAAAUUUAAUGCAACAAAUUACAAACAAUAUUUCGCGUAAUCAUGUUGCUGUUAAUGGUCAAGGCUACCCUUCUUUUGAGCGUCAGCAUAGCUCAACUACUCAGCAGCAUUUAACAAAUACACAACAGCAUCAUCAACAGCAACAACCACCACCAUCUUAUCAACAUGCGACACGUGAUCUGAUGCAAUUACAACAACAUCAACUUGCCGGUCAACACAAUUCAACGUACCAAUCACAGCAACAUAAUCUAAUGGGGCACAGCAGCCCAUUGCUGUUAUGUCAGCAACCUAUGCAACAGCAACAGCAUGCUUAUCAGCAACAGAACUCAUAUGUACAUUCACACAAUCAUCAUCUCAAUCAUCAGCAACAGCAGCAGCAUCAUAUCGCAGCAGCUGGUCAUCACAUGCAACAGCAGCAUCAUCAUAAUAGCGACAAUAGUAAUCUUUCGCUACCCUCACCAAAUACAACACACAUGGGUGGACAUCAUAACACAUCAUCUGCAGCCAGCAGCUCAUCAAUUUCGUCAGCUACAGCACUUCUUGAUAAUAAUGUCAUAGUCGAUGCUAAGCCACUGAUUCAAAGCGUAAGUCCCACUCAUUCGAUCAGCAGUUCAAAUGCAAGUUCUUGCAGCUCUAAAAAAUUGAAUAAUAAGUCCACUGUCUCGGCCACUAACGUGCCUAGCAAGUUGCUUAAUAUUGCAGCAGCUACUGAAGUUGGCAUUUUACCGCCUUCGCCCACGGUGGCAAUGUUGCAUGAAAGCAAAGUGCUUCAGCAGCGGUUGGGUUUACCACCAGAGGUACAAUUGGAAUUUGUUAAUGGUGGCCAUGGUAUUAAAAAUCCAUUAGCAGCAGAGAAUGUGCAUACUGGACAUCAUCGAUUACGCAGCAUCGAUUGUAUUGAUGACAUGAAGAAAGGCUCUAGUAGUUCAGUAGCAAAUGACACUAUUGAGAGUGUCGAAGGUUCAAAAUUUGUCUGUCGCGUUUGCUUAAAGGCAUUCUCACUUCAACGUUUGCUAAAUCGUCAUAUGAAAUGUCAUUCCGAGAUUAAACGCUAUCUGUGCACAUUUUGCGGCAAAGGCUUUAAUGACACAUUUGAUUUGAAACGUCACACGCGUACUCACACUGGUGUGAGACCAUAUAAAUGUAAUUUAUGUGAGAAGAGCUUUACCCAGCGCUGUUCCUUAGAAUCUCAUUGCUUAAAGGUGCACAGUGUCCAACAUCAAUACGCCUACAAGGAGCGCCGAGCAAAGAUGUAUGUUUGUGAAGAAUGUGGUAACACUACCUGUGAACCGGAAAAGCAUUAUUUGCAUUUAAAACAAAAUCAUCCCUUCUCCCCAGCAUUGCUGAAGUUCUACGACAAAAGGCAUUUUAAGUUCACCAACUCACAGUUUGCUAACAAUCUUCUAGGCCAAAUGCCAAUGCCGGUUCAUAAUUAAAAUGAAUUGAAAUGGAUUUGUUAGUAAAUUUGCAUUUUGAAAUACUGCCCAUCUGAAGGAGAUUAUUUAAACAUUUUUUUUGCUUUGUUUUUUAAUUUUAA